CCACAUCCAAGAGAUUGAGUGGACCCAUGCGACCGAGCGAAGUGCACUCGAAUUCUAGGUAUGUUCCCUUCGACAAGACACCCAGACAGACAGACAGACAGACAGACACGCAAAAGUCCAAACCUCUCUACGAUCCUCAGCUUUGGCAGCUCACACGGUGUCCGCCCUCCCGCCCUUGACGAGUGUCUACACACUAGCUUGCUGGCGAAAAAUAAAGACAAUGAUGGCUGGUAUGUACCUACCGACCUGCCUACCUACGAGCACUCAUAAUCAUGCAUCGGUCAUGAACGCAUGUCUGUCUGUCUGUCUCUGUGCGGCACCCUCAACAAAAAGGCACUCAAAAAUACACACACCACCCGGUGCGCACUUGUCCGCGCACACAUGGACCAAACAGUCAUGCAUAGCCUACCGAGCCACACACACACACAGGGCACACCAGUGGGCUUUGCUUUGAUUGAGUAGUACACCGGUGUGUACUUCGUCGCGUCAGUCAAAGUGCGUACGUACCAGCUCUGUGUGCGAGUAGUUUGAGCUGCUCCAGCCACAGAAACAUGAAGAUCGAGUGGCCCCCACCACGGCCGAAGUACGGCCAGAAGCCCUUCCACAGGGACAGAGGGCCCUCCAACGAGCCGAUGCGCCACAUCGUCUGGGAGGGACCAACCAACAUAGCACACGCAGACAGACACAUGAGAUGCUCUGGUGCAUGCGUCUGGUGUGAGCUUGACUGAUGUUCGAGCCGGCACCUGGAAGAUGUUUCUGUACUGAGGUAUCUCGCCCGCCGGGGUCUUCUGGUUCUGCAUCCUGGUCUUGGCGAUGUCGAAGGGCAGCGACGCCGCGGAAUAGGUGAAGCCGCUGAUCAGAGAGGCCGAGAAAUGGAGACCAACCUGACACACAGACAUACACAAACACAGAGAGAGGAGAGAGAGAGAGAGAGAGAGAGAGGUUCUUUAAUGCACACAGAAGCCUUCAAGCUUGACCGAUUUACUGACCCCCUUGAGUGGCGUCAUGGCCAUGAGGACCUCCUUAGCCUGGUCAUAGCUGCCGAACUGCACCAUGUUGACGACCAUUGCCCGUGCGACAGUCGGUGUGGACCCCCUCCAGCACGUUAGAAUGCCCUCCUCUUUGGCUAUCCUGUACAAGGCGUUGAAGACGUUAGUGUAGCCCCGCCGCUCGGCCACCGGCAACCGGCCGUCUGCCUGCAUCCGCACCAACGAUACCUCCACAGGACAGCAGACGACAGACGCAAUGGCGCCCGAUGUGAGGCCGCAGCCGAGCUUGACGGCCACUGUCGGGUUGGCACCCGGCACCGUGUAGCGGUCCCUCAGGCUGACAAGACACGGUGAGCGGCACUUCCUGUGUGAGCCUGUGCGUCUGUCUGUCUUUGUGGCCCACGUACAUUUGAUAGAGUCCGCCUCUCAGUGUGGUGUAAGUUGCCUGCCGCGUGAUGCCCGCACUCAAACCGCUGACACACAGACAGACAGACAAGAGCAAUCGUCCAGACAGCAGCAUUGUGUCGUCGGCGUGGUUCACGUGUGAUUCGUUCACCUGUACAGUCCCCAAAGGCCCUCCGUCUUAAAUAUCUUGGCCACCGCAUCCACACUGUUCUGCACAGAAACAUACAUGCAACCGAGCAUGGCGGCGGAGGAGAGGACCGUGCUGCGCUGACUGACCACCGAGCUGACACGCACAGCGAUUCUGUCUGUCUGUCUGUCUGUCGGUCUCUGCACGAGUACCUUGUAGAGCUUCGUCCCGCCGCCCUCAGCGUUGAGCUGCAUCCGAAUCUUCAACACUGAAUCAAUCAACACAACAAACCAUUCACACACAGAGAGAGAGAAUAACAUUCUCGGAGUGUGUGUGCACCGCACCAUCGAAGGGGUGAACUGGCAGCCAGCCAAGAAUCCCGGCGCUGCCCGAGAGCAGCAGCGUCAUGCCUGGGGAGGGCUUGAAUGUCGGAGGACUUGCAGAUCCACUCAUGAGAUGAUGGAUUGGAUGGAUGGAUGGAUCUCCACCCGCAGAUCUUUCUCACCAGCUCACCACCCACUCAAUAAACGAGCAUCAACAGAAACAGAAAGUGUGCGACUCGUAGAUCUGCCCCCGAAUGCUCCCGAUGCGCUGUCGAAGAGGGGUCAAUCUUCAC
Molecule: messenger RNA, 2137 nt
Organism: Vitrella brassicaformis
Lineage: Eukaryota; Vitrellaceae
Source: the annotation of a GenBank genome assembly